AAUCACUCUACCGUUACAAACGGGUUGUGUUUUAAAACCUUUAAACGUUUCAGGGCGCCAUAGGCAAAUAUGGGGGAAUUAUAAGCAAGUCAGCUAAACCUAUGCUGUCCAAACAUGCUGUCUAGGUAGGCAUGACACUAGGGAUUGAGACUCCGAGUGGUGUGUCAACCUGCAUACGAGACAGCAGAGAAACACACAGACUGCGUGCUGGAAAUUAAAACUCGUCUUUAUUCACUCUUUUCGAAAGGCUAGACAAAGCACCGGCCGUUUAAAGACAAACACAAAAGUGGUUUGUUAAAGCAUGACCUGCUGGUAGUCAUGUCUGUCAUGUCUGGUAAGUUAGCAUGCUCGCUAGCUGGCACUUCACUGGUGAUUUUAAGACAUGUCGCGUCCUUAACAUAUCCAUCAGGUGGCUUUCUUUAAGAUCAUAUGUCGUCGUCGUCGUCGUAUUGAGUUGAUACAGCACGCAUAAGUGCGAAGCUCCUGUGCUCAUGUUUUGUAAAUAAGAGGGACAACAGCAGCACAUGCUAACGCGCAGCUAGCCGUCUAAACUUGCCCCCAAACAUCUUAGCGAGCUGUGCUUCAACAAGUCAGAUGUUAGGACAGCUAACGGGAUGGACACACCGUCAACCCUCGCGUAAGUGACACCGAGCGACCAAAUAUCUGGAGUAAAUGCAGCAGCAUGGACUAACGGACUGUGUCGCUCGGAUAUUUGAAGUUUCAGCUUAAGUGUGUUGAUCUUCACGCGAGUUGGCUAGCAGCGCUCGCUAGCUCAGCAACCCCAAACACAGGUUAAUGUUGCUCUUUUGCCUCUCAUCGCUUGUGUCUCUGUGAUGGACAUGGAGACGGCUGUCUGUGAGCCGCUCUACCAGAACGGUGAUGUCCACCAUGAGGAGCUUUGCCCAAAGCAGCCCACCGUUCUCAGGAUCCACCUCUACCACAGCAGCCAGAGUGACGCUAACUGCACCCCUCUCUGCUACCCGCCAGGAGAAUAUGUCACCGAGCAGCUCAUCGUCAACGCUGCCAAGGAGUGCGGAGUUUCUCCAGUCUACUGCAGCCUUUUUGCGCUGUACAAAGAAGAUGAAAGUGUCUGGUUAUCACCCAGUCAUGUUCUCCAUUUAGACGAAACAGCCAAUGAGAGUUUGUUAUUCAGAAUUAGGUACUAUUUUCCCGGCUGGUACAGUUGUGGGGCGUCCCGAGCAUACCGCUAUGGAGUGACUAAAGGAUCUGAGAGUCCUGUCCUGGAUGACUAUGUUAUGUCUUACCUCUUUGCUCAGUGGAGGAGCGACUUUAUAAACGGCUGGGUGAAGUUAUCCACUGCCCAUGAGGAUCAGGAGGAGUGCCUUGGCAUGGCUGUGCUGGACAUGAUGAGGAUUGCCAAGGAGAAGCAGUGCUCGCCACUGGACAUAUAUAAUGAUAUUAGUUAUAAGUUCUUCCUCCCUAAAAACAUGAGGGAGCAAAUCCAAGACUACCAUUUUGUCACAAGAAAGCGCAUCCGCUAUCGCUUUCGGAAAGUCGUUGAGCAGCUCAGCCAGUGCCGAGCCUCAGCACGCGACCUAAAGCUCAAAUACCUGAUCAGCCUGGAGUCUCUGGACUCUGGCUUCUACACUGAAUGCUUCCAGGUCAAAGAUCACUCGGGCGAUCAGGUCACCAUCGUCAUCUCCGCAGACAAUGGCAUCCAGUGGUGCAGAGAACGACACAAAGAAACACAGUCUGAGGACCUGCAGACGUAUUGUGAUUUUGGGGAAGUUGUCGAUAUCAGUAUCAGACAAGCCAGCAAAGAGGGUACCAACAUAAACCGCAUUGUUUCCAUCAACAGACAGGAUGGAAAAACUCUAGAGCUGGUCUUCUCCUCAUCAAUGGAGGCAUUGUCUUUUACAUCUUUAAUUGAUGGUUACUACAGACUGACCACGGAUGCCCAUCACUACCUCUGCAAGGAUGUCGUUCCACCCCAUCUGCUGGAGGCCAUUGAGAGCUACUGCCACGGGCCAAUAUCAAUGGAGUUUGCAAUCAGUAAACUACGCAAGUCAGGGAACCAGAGAGGUCUGUUCGUGCUCCGGUGCAGCCCCAAAGACUUCAACAAAUACUUCCUGACACUUCCUGUCGGGGCAUAUGAGGAUGUAGAGUACAAGCACUGUCUGAUCACCAGGUCUGAAAAUGGUGACUACAAUCUUAGUGGAGCCAAAAAGAAUUUUAGAAAAUUAAAGGAGCUGCUCAAAUGCUACCAGAAGGAAACUGUGAAAUCAGAUGGUGUCAUCUUUCUGUUCAGCAGGUGCUGUUCGCCAAAUGCCAAAGAGAAGUCGAGUUUGUUGGUGUGCCGGAGUCAUCGGGGUUCAGAGGUUUCCCUGUCCUCCUCUCUGCAGAGACACAACAUCAGUCAGAUGGUGUUUCAUAAAAUCAAGAAAGAAGACCUUGAUCUUGGUGAGAGUCAAGGUCAGGGGACUUUCACUAAGAUCUUCAAAGGUAUUCGGAAAGAGCAGGGAGACUACGGAGAAACCCAUAAGACUGAAGUCAUAGUCAAAGUCUUGGACAAAGCCCAUAGAAAUUACUCUGAGUCUUUUUUUGAGGCAGCCAGCAUGAUGAGCCAGCUCACCCACAAGCAUCUGGUGUUGACCUACGGUAUCUGUGUGUGCGGAGAGGAGAAUAUCAUGGUGCAGGAAUAUGUGAAGUUUGGGUCCUUGGACACAUACCUGAAAAAAAACAAGAACUCGGUUUCAGUUAAUAUCCUGUGGAAGCUGGAAGUGGCCAAGCAGCUCGCCUGGGCUAUGCUCUUUUUGGAGGAGAAGAAUCUGGCUCAUGGGAAUGUGUGUGCAAAAAACAUCCUUUUGAUCAGAGAGGAGGAUAGGACAUCGGGAAACCCUCCAUUCAUCAAACUAAGUGACCCUGGAAUCAGCAUCACAGUGCUGCCCAGAGAGAUUCUGGUGGAGCGAAUCCCCUGGGUGCCCCCUGAAUGCAUCUUAGACCCUAAAAACCUGAGUCUUGCCUCAGACAAAUGGAGCUUUGGUACAACUUUAUGGGAGAUUUGCAGCGGAGGAGAAAAGCCACUUGCCAGCAUGGACAGUUCUAAGAAACACUUGUUCUAUGAAAACCGUCACCAGCUAUCUGCUCCCAAGUGGACAGAGCUUGCUAACCUGAUCAACAGCUGUAUGGACUACGAGCCAACAUUCAGACCUUCUUUCAGAGCCAUCAUACGAGACCUCAACAGUCUCUUCUGCCCAGAUGAUGAGAUCGUGAAGGAGAGUGACAUUUUACCCAGCAGAGCAGGAGCAUCUGGCUUAAGUACUGGGGUGUUUCAGAAUGAGGAUCUAGUGCAGUUCGAGGAGAGACAUCUCAUUUUCCUGCAGCAGCUUGGCAAGGGAAAUUUUGGCAGUGUGGAAAUGUGCAGAUAUGACCCCCUGCAGGACAACACCGGUGAGGUUGUGGCAGUCAAAAAAUUGCAACACAGCACUACUGAGCACAUCCGUGACUUUGAGCGGGAAAUCGAGAUCCUCAAAUCUCUUCAGCAUGAAAACAUUGUGAAAUACAAAGGCGUGUGCUACAGUGCAGGAAGGAGAAACUUACGAUUGGUUAUGGAGUACCUGCCUCAUGGCAGUCUGCGGGACUAUCUCAACAAGAACAAAGACAGGAUCGACCACAAGAAACUUCUGCAUUAUGCAUCUCAAAUAUGCAAGGGCAUGGAAUACCUUGCGACAAAGCGGUACAUUCACAGAGACCUGGCCACACGGAACAUUCUAGUGGAAAGUGAGUUCAAGGUGAAGAUUGGCGACUUUGGCUUGACCAAGGUUUUACCUCAAGGCAAAGAGUACUACAAGGUUAAAGAACCUGGAGAGAGUCCAAUAUUCUGGUAUGCACCCGAGUCUCUAACUGAGAGCAAGUUCUCAGUAGCCUCAGACAUCUGGAGUUUUGGAGUGGUGCUGUAUGAACUCUUUACAUACAGCGACAAGCUCUGUAGCCCACCUACAGUAUUUCUGAGUAUGAUGGGAGGUGACAAGCAGGGACAAACAAUAGUUUAUCAUCUCGUCGAGCUUUUGAAAACAGGAAACCGUUUACCCCAGCCUAUGGGCUGUCCUUCAGAGAUGUGCGAGAUCAUGCAGGAAUGCUGGGACAACGAUCCUAGUCUUCGGCCACACUUCAAGGAGCUUGCUCUCCGCGUAGACCUGAUCCGGGACAGCAGCGAUUCAGACCGAUAUACCUAAGUGCCUGCGUUUUAAGAAAGAAGCUUCACUUGCUCACCGCUGCCACGCAGAUACCCAGCCCUGAGCCUGUCCUAUGGCCCUGUCCGCUGUCUUAAUUUGAUUCUUUGUGCCAUUUACUGCAGAUCUAACCCCAGGACUUGAUCGCCUCAUCUUCUGAUGGAACAAUUAAGGUCAUUUCUAUCAAGAAUGGGUUUCUCUUUUGCUAGCAGUGCUGGCAUGCGGCCCUUUAUCAGCGAUGAUAUGACUGAAUCGUUUUCUUAAAUGCAAGAGCUGUGCAUUUUUGCAUCUACUUGUUUGUAUGUACAUAUAUAAAGAUGAUUUUAUAAUUUUCUAAAAAUGAAAUGGACUGUUUGGAAGCAGUGUCAUGUAAAUUAAGAUUUCAAAAAAAGAUAGGUUUAUUGUAAUGCAGGAGGUGUCUGAAUGAAAAGAUAAAAGUUCUUGCUAUUGUAAGUCUAUGAAUAAAAAUGCUAAUGUA
Cyprinus carpio (common carp) is the source of this 4671-nucleotide messenger RNA. RefSeq names its product tyrosine-protein kinase JAK2-like. Gene Ontology annotation, cellular component: membrane; cytosol; cytoskeleton. Gene Ontology annotation, molecular function: cytokine receptor binding; ATP binding; non-membrane spanning protein tyrosine kinase activity. The record is from RefSeq and is a predicted model, not a curated record. NCBI's taxonomy places the organism in Eukaryota, Metazoa, Chordata, Actinopteri, Cypriniformes, Cyprinidae. Gene Ontology annotation, biological process: cell surface receptor signaling pathway via JAK-STAT; hemopoiesis; cytokine-mediated signaling pathway.